Molecule: messenger RNA, 896 nt
Organism: Aspergillus ochraceoroseus IBT 24754
Lineage: Eukaryota; Fungi; Ascomycota; Eurotiomycetes; Eurotiales; Aspergillaceae
Exons: 2
Coding region: 85-849 (254 amino acids)
Source: RefSeq, a predicted model, not a curated record
CGCGAAGAAUGUGUGGCACACCUAAAGCAGGUAGCAGUUUAGGUGGGCAGAAAGGCAUGGAUAUAUACUGUACUCCGUAGUAAGAUGAUCUUAUCUCGGGGGUUUAUGUAUUCUUCCGCAUCCUUAGACCAUCUCCCAACGCAAGGCGGUCAAAUCUCAACAUCAAUCCGAUGUCAACUAUCCACCAUGCAGGCCACGUCCGAAGUGACAUCGCUCUCCGAUAUCGUGCUGCACCAUCGUGAGCUUUUAGUGAACCCGUUAUUCUGGACCUCUCGUCACCUGGACGCCCUGGGAUGCCGAUUCCGGCACAUUGACAAUGCCACGACGAAAGAAACCUGCGACGGCCAUAGAGCGAGUCAACGGACGAAUGAUAACCACACAUCUUCUGGUAAAAAGUGGAUGAGGAUGAGUGAUGCAGAGAUGCUUGCCACAAGUGCCGUGCCUUCAGUGAAAUACCACAUCCUUUGUCGCUUUCUUUUACACGAAGGAAGCGUCUUCAAUAAGCGAACCAAAGGUCCCCACUUUCUUUUUGCUGGCCGUCCGGUUCAUCGGCCCCAGUACACCGUGUUCUACCGCCGUCAUCAGCACAGCCCAUCUGGCCAAGAUUUUCAACCAUUGCUCGGUUACUUGGACUACUUGGACGUCACUAGUUUUCGGGUGAGGAAUAGAGGCUAUAGCACUGAGAGCACGCAUUCCUUUGCAAAAGGGUCAUCACACAUUGCUCCCAAUGAAUGGACAGACGAUCCAUAUUUUAUGUGUGUCUUGCUAUCUAUUGCACAGCUUCAGGAGCGCCUUGCCAGAAAUUCAUCACCAACAAGUCAUACGGUAUGUUCUUCUAUCGAGCUAUAGCUAUUUCUUCUCGUUGUCCAUAUGAGACCCAGACUCACGCAUAUUAG